CACUUACAGAAGAUGACCAGAGGGUGGCGCUGAUGCUCCGCUCUGUGACCUCUUCAGCCGUCGAGGAACACGACGAACAAGAGGAAGCGUCUCCAAUCUUCCACUUGCUGUGGAAUGGGCCGAUAAACAUCUCAUUAAGGCGAGAAAUAUCAACAUUUAUGAGGUGAUGUUCAGCAGACGUGAUCGCCAUGGAAACAGACAAGAUACCUAAGUUCUCCUCGAAAGAUGAGGAAAUCAACUUUUGGAAAGCUCUCUACGUCAAGUACAAGGCAAACUACCAGGAGGCUCACGAGGAGCUGCUGGAGUUCCAGGAGGGCAGCAGGGAGCUGGAGGCCGAGCUGGAAGCGCAGCUGGGCCAGGCCGAGCAUCGCCUGAAGGACCUGCAGUCUGACAACGUCAGGCUGAAGAGCGACGUGGAAACGCUCAAGGAGAGAUUGGAGCAGCAGUAUUCUCAGAGCUACAAGCAGAUCUCUGUGCUGGAGGACGACCUGGUGCAGACGCGCAGCAUCAAGGAGCAGCUCCACAAAUACGUCCGAGAACUGGAACAGUCCAAUGACGACCUGGAGCGAGCGAAGAGAGCGACCAUCGUGUCUCUGGAGAACUUCGAGCAGCGUCUGAACCAGGCCAUCGAGAGGAACGCCUUCCUGGAGAGCGAGCUGGACGAGAAGGAGUCGCUCCUCGAGUCCGUUCAGCGGCUCAAAGAUGAAGCCAGAGAUUUGCGUCAGGAGCUGGCCGUUCGCGAGCGUCAGGCGGACGUGAGCCGGACGUCGGACCCCGGCUCGCCCACGCGCGACGACGUCAAGAUGGACUCGCUGCCGAUCGCCGCGCCCCCCACGCCUCUGGGCAAAGGACUUUCCACGAGCUACGCCGGCAACUCCCCGCUGACUCCCUCAGCGCGGAUAUCAGCGCUCAACAUUGUCAGCGACCUGCUGAGGAAAGUAGGGGUUUUGGAGGCCAAGUUGGCAGCGUGCAGGAACCUGGCCAAAGAGCAGCAGGCCAAGAAGACUUACGCCCUGGACAACAGCAACAUCCUCAAUGCCAACGGCAGCGCUUACUCGCAGUCGCUCCACAUCACCUAUUUGGACAAGGCCAGAGGCGCCGGCAGCCUGGAUCCAGGGACCCUCCCGACCAUCACGGUCCCUCCCGGAGCCCCCUCGGCCGGCUUGGUGCCCCUCACCGUCUGAGCGCCGUCACCUCCGCGGACCUUCCCCCCCGAAAGUGUGGCAGUGACCUCACAAGGCAGGAAAGUGAUCUGCGUCCACUUUUCAUCACUCAUCACUGAGCAAUAGGGACUCAAAUGAAGCAUUCACGUGCACGCUCUUGUUUCCUUAAGAAUUGCCUCUGCGUUAUUUAUUGAUGUUUGUAAAUGUUUGAAAACGUCCCGAAUGGAAAGAAGGUUUGUCUUUUUUUUUUUUUUUUUUUUUUUUUGCAUUUCGUUUGCUUUCUGUCGCGCUUGCGACCAAAGACGGAAGAGGGCUAUUCCAAAUGUCUCGCACUUUUGGUCAUAUUGAUCGUUUACAUUCCAGUUACAGGUGGCAAGGAAUUUUAUUGAAAUCACUCAACAACAAAACUGGUUAUGACUAUGGUGGACUUCACAUGGGGAAAAAAAAAAUGAAUGUGUCAUAAACUAAUCAAAAUUACAAAUAGUCAUUAUCAUUCAUUGAUUUUCCGAGCCGCUUAUCCUCACGGGUUGCCGCGGGAGUGCUGGAGCUUAUCCCGGCUGUCACCGGGCAGUAGCGAGGUACACCCUGCUUGAAAAGUAGAUCUUGGGGUUAAAAAAAAAAAAGUCUGGGCACCCCUGUGCUAACCAGCUGCAAAUUCAUUUAAUAUAAAAACUGCAUUUAAAAAAAAAAAGUAAAAACUUUUAUUAUAUGCAUUAAAGCAUUUCAUAAUAAUGUAUAAUACCAGACUAAUACUUCAUGAAAUCUUGAGUAAAUAUUUCACAAAUCAAAUUAGAAUUAAUUUAUAUUGAUUUACAUUUAUCGUAAUAAAAGGUUUACGGAAAUAUUUAACUUUCUCACAGUACACAAUUUAUUAAAUUUCCUUUAAUAAAAAAAAAAUAAUUUACUAUCCUAUAAAUUGUAUACUCAGUUUUCAUAAUUUGUAUUUGUCUAAUUAAUAAUGACAUUCUAAAAUAUGAACACAUUUCACAAUUAUAGGAAGAUUAGAGAAGUGUGUUUUUGUACAGAAAGUUAUUUGGUAUUUGUAUUAAUUUAUGACACAUUUAUGUAUCCAAAUCCACCUUGAAUGAAACAAGUUUUGUUUUUUUGUUAUUUUAAUUAUUUUGGACCUCCUUCCAUGACAGGCAAACCAAGCACUUCAAUUCAUUUUUUAUUUAUUCAUGCGUAGCGUCACCUGUGUUUGGUGAUGUUUGCAUAUGUAAUUUAUUUAAAUUAAAAAAAAAAAAACC
Syngnathoides biaculeatus (alligator pipefish) is the source of this 2410-nucleotide messenger RNA. RefSeq names its product nuclear distribution protein nudE-like 1-B. Gene Ontology annotation, molecular function: microtubule binding. NCBI's taxonomy places the organism in Eukaryota, Metazoa, Chordata, Actinopteri, Syngnathiformes, Syngnathidae. The coding region runs from base 189 to 1184 and encodes 331 amino acids. Gene Ontology annotation, biological process: establishment of mitotic spindle orientation; vesicle transport along microtubule; microtubule nucleation. Gene Ontology annotation, cellular component: kinesin complex; centrosome; kinetochore. The record is from RefSeq and is a predicted model, not a curated record. The transcript has 9 exons.